This is a messenger RNA of Podarcis muralis (Common wall lizard), 3502 nucleotides long. RefSeq names its product transmembrane protein 151B-like. The record is from RefSeq and is a predicted model, not a curated record. Lineage: Eukaryota; Metazoa; Chordata; Lepidosauria; Squamata; Lacertidae.
AGCCCGAAGUUGGCAGCCCAGUGGCUCCACUGCAGAGUUGGGGACCGCAAAGGUUGAGGCUGCACCGUCCCCGGCGAGAGGGGGGGGGACCCGUCUCCCUGGGCCAGGCAUCCUCGCCAGCCUCUCGCCAGAGGCGCCUUCCGCGUCUUCACCCCCCCUCCCCACCGCUGCCCGCCUCAAAGUUAACGAGCAGCCGCAGUGUUGUUUGCCGACCUGCCAGACAGGCGAUGGUCACGGCAGCGGGAGCCCCCGAGCCCGAAGCGCCGAGGCUGCCCUGGAAGGGGACCACGCAACGCGCCGGUGCCUCUCUUUCUAUGCCCGGAUUGGUUCCCGCUCUGGGAGGCUGGCCGCCCAGGCGAUCGUUCAGCACCAUGGACAGCGACCUGCGGCAGUCCCGGGGCAGAGUCCGGUAGGGGCCACCCGGCCCGCACCUGCUCUCCGGCCCGGCCCGCCAGACUGCUCGCUGGCUCCCGGGGAGGAGGAACUUUCCGGUCCUGUUGGCUUCUAUCGAGACGCGCGAGUAGGGCAGCGAGAUCUGUAAUGGCAAAGCAUGUCUUCGGAGGGGGAGCCAGAGCCAGCCGCUGGAACAAGCGCAAAUACUCCAGAAGAAGCAAGAGCUGCAGCUACAGCGGCUGGCGAGGAGCAACAACCAGUCAAGCAGUCUUUGAGCUCUUCCAUGUGCAGGGAGUCCCACUGGAAAUGCCUCCUUCUCUCCAUUCUCAUGUAUUGCUGCCUGGGAGCUGUAGCUUGGUGCCAACUCACACAAGUCACUAAGCUCAGUUUUGACAGCUCUUUCAAAGGCAAGUCCAUGAUCUACCACGACAGCCCUUGCUCUGACGGCUAUGUCUACAUUCCAUUAGCGUUCCUAGCCAUGCUCUACGUCGUCUACUUGGUAGAGUGCUGGCACUGCCGCGCCAAAAGCGAACUCCAGUACAAGGCCGACGUGGAAAGUGUCUAUGACCGAAUUGCCAGGAUGAAGCAAGCCACGCCAUGCAUAUGGUGGAAGGCCAUAAGCUACCACUUUGUCCGGCGAACCAGGCAAGUGACUCGGUACCGCAAUGGGGAUGCUUAUACAACCACCCAGGUCUACCAUGAGAGAGUCAACACCCAUGUGGCUGAAGCUGAGUUUGACUAUUCCCACUGUGGGUUCAAGGACAUCUCUAAAGAGCUCAUGGGCCUGGAAUGUUUCUCAGCCACCCGACUGAAAUUCACCAAAUGUUUUAGCUUCGCCAACACAGAGUCCGAGAACUCUUACCUGACGCAGAGGGCUCAUUUCUUCACAGAGAUCGAAGGGCUAGAUGACUACAUGGAGGUCAGGGAAGGCAUGAAGCUCAGGAACAUAGACUUCAAAGAGCUCAUGAUGGCCUACGGUGACCCUGAUCACCUCCCAUGGUACGUGUCCCACUAUACGUUCUGGGUGGCUGCUUUGAUGAUGGUCUCGUGGCCGCUGAGAGUUUUCAUAGAGUAUCGGACUGCCUAUGUGCACUACCACGUGGAGAAGCUCCUUGGGGUGGAGUACAGAGUGCCCACCGGGGCGGAGGAGCCCUUGUACAGAUAUCGCAUCCCCAGGGUCAGCACUCAGGACAGCACGGAGCUCGAGUGGCACAUCUGCACCAAUCGCCAGCUGAUCCCCAGCUACUCGGAGGCGAUGCUCAUGGAGCUGACCAGCUCUCCCGUCUGCAACGGCUACUCCAUGUGCAGGUACAGCGAGAUCACGCGGGGCUGUGAGCGCUGCCACCACGCCUCCAGCACCUCCUCCAUCUUCUCCCGACACGCCUUCCAUAGCUGCAGCGGGAAUUCGCAGCUCUCCCUCAACACCAGCCGCUUCUCCCUGUGCCGGAUCCAUGGCUCUCACAGGACAGGCCUCUGGAGGAGCCGCAGCAGCAGCAUCGCUGACCGGGGCGGCCAGGACGACCCGUGCUGCUCCCACUCGAGUCAACUGGCCCUCAACGAAAACCCACCCACGUACCAUGACGCUCGGUUUUUCCCAGUGCUCAUUGUGCACAGGCCUGAAGGCCAGGAAGCGAGGCACUUCUGUCUCCGCCGAGCAUCCUGCCUGGAAACGUCACUAUGAAAGGGCACCCUGUCACUUUCCCGGGACAACUUCACUGCCAGAAGGCUGCUUGCCAGUGACAGCAAUACUAGGACGGCUGUGGGAUGCAACUGGUUUAAAGUCCCAGCCGCCCACUUCUCCAAAUAAGGAAGCAUGUUCCCCCAGAAGCCUAUGAAGGGUCAGUUCUAAGCCAGUUCACGUGUUUUGUUUGUUUCUAUUAAUUUAAAAGUUUUCCAACCCACUCUUCAUUAAAACAAUUCCUGGAUAGGAUGCAAUAUAUAGGAUCCAAACAUAAAUAACAUAAACCAAAAGAAUGUUAAAAGAGCACUGGUACAAGUCAGGCUGAUCCAGUGAGUCUCCACCAAGGAACAAAUUAGCAAAUUUAACUAAAGUUAGCAAAUUUAACCAAAUUUAACUGGUGCUGAAAACUGACCAGGCUUUGUUUGCCCUUCUUCCAAGGAGCUUGGGGCAGUCUUCACGGAAUUAGCCUCUUUUAACGUGGGAUUAUCCCUUUUAAUAGUAAGAACCUAAGGAGAGCAGUGCUGGAUCAGACAGAAGGCCCACCUUGUCCAUGCCCAUACAGUAGCCAACUAGAUGCCCAUGAGAAGCUCACAGGCAGGACAUGAGGGCAAUGGCACUCUCCUUCGUGUGAUCUCCAGCAUCUGGCAACUGGAGGCAAUGUGCUUCUGAAGCUGGAGGUAGUCCCUAGAAAUCAUGAUGUCCCUAGACACUAGUAGUUCUUGAUAGCCUUAUCCUCCAUGAAGGUGUCUUAUCUGUUUGUAAAGCUGUCCACGUUGGCAGCCAUUGCUGUAUGCUGUGGUGGCAAAUUCCAUAGCUCAACCAAGUGCUUAACUUAAGGAUUUGGGCCAGGGGGAGAGAAAAUGUCUUUCCCAAGACCAUUCAGUGAGCUCCAUGUCUGAUUAGCAAUCUGUGCCCCAGUUUCCUCAGCUGAAGGCCCCCCUGCCCACUGUCUAGUAUGCAACACUAGCCCCCAUUUAGAUAUGAGGUGGCAGAACCCACCCAUGGUGACAUUGGGAGGAGUUCAUUGUAGCGCUAUGGCAAUUGUUCUGUCAGCGCAAACUUUUCAGUUCUCCCUUCUUCUCCCUGCUUGCCGUUCUGGGGUUUCCCUGGGUCAAUUUCAGGGAGGAACAGGGGAGAAGAGGGAGAAAACCCCAUUGUCUUAACGGAAGUCCUUUCACAAGCAUCCACCAGGAAGACUAGUUAGUUGAAUCCUGCCCUUUGCUAUCUCAUUUCCACCCAGGGGAAACUAUUGUGACUGGAUUGCAAGACAUGACUGAAACAUUUGUCUGAAAUUCCCUUCUCCGUCUAACUUCCUCUUCCUCUUUAAUACAGCCCUUUAUUUCCCACAUUCUUAUGCACUUCUCUUUUUCAUUUCCCCCUCUUUUUUGCAUUCAUCUAAGUAUAUGCAUUUGGCAUCCACAUGUUUGA